UAUGACUGCCACAUCUGCCUUGCUCCUGCUGGUCACUCUUCUGCCCCCUCAAGGGCUCACAGCCCACCAGGACUCUGGCAUUGUGAAUGGAGAAAAGACCAAAACCAACUCUAAACCCUACAUGGUCUCUGUGCAGGAGAGGAACAAGGAAACGGAAAAGAGGGAACAUAUGUGUGGGGGUUUUCUUGUGGCAGAUAACUUUGUCAUACUGGCCGCUCACUGCUACACAAGGGACAUUCAGGAGGUCCUCUGGUGUGUGGGGGGAUAGCAGUGGGAGUUGUGUCCUUCAAUGAUACAGACUAUUGCAACCAGUCGAGAGCACCCAAUGUCAACACCAACAUAUCUCCCCUGGACCAAGAAAGGAACUGGACUUAAAUCAGUCAACUAAAUGAUUCAUAAACACACACACUCUUUGUUACAGAAAAUAUUAACUGAGUGUAUGUGCAUGUGUGUGUUGAUUUCCUGUAAAAGUCUCAAGUACUGACAGACAACAUAGGGUUAUUAUUUUAUAUUCAUUUUUAGACAGAUAACCACAUGUUUCCAUCUAGCCUAAGACAACUAAGAAUCUCUGGUUACAUGAAAGCGACACAAUUCUCUGAAAGCACACCACGCUUAUUUUCAGUGCCAGAAGCCUUGGUCACUGUGGUUCAUCUAUCUGGUACGUAGUGCUGCUAAGCACGGCACUAACGCACUGCAAACUUAGCAGGUGCCAAAACUGCUGCACAGGUACUGGAAAAACAGACUGAGAUGACAGUAGCAAGGUCUGUCAAAGUUAAUGUAUCUAGAGUGUGGUCAAACAUUAUAAACCUCUAGUUGGUCAUGGUUGGCAUGUAGAGGUUACAUUGGCACAGAAUUGGGUGAAACACAGGAACUAAGUGGUACAUCCUGUAAAGGGUUUAGAGAGACACUCAGCACUUUGAAACCCAGCAGUCUGAGAAGACAAAGACCUCAACCCCAUCAAACACCUUUGGGAUGAAUGUGAACGGCGACUGCGAGCCAGGCCUAACCGCCCAACACCAGUGCUCGACCUCACUAAUGUUCUUGUGGCUGAAUGGAAGCAAGUCCCCGCAGCAAUGUUCCAACAUCUAGUGGAAAGCCUUCCCAGAAGAGUGGAGGCUGUUAUAGCAGCAAAGGUGGGAUCAACUCUAUAUUAAUGACCAUUGGUCUAUUUACCCCUCUUUAUUUCACCUACCGACUUGGAAAGAAAUUUAAAUAUACAUUCAGUUAUUUGGCAAAAUACAGACGUUGCCAUUGUGUUGGGGGAAAUAGGGAUGUCUAAAAGCGCAUUCUUAUUUAACCAGUGUCAGGAUUUGGCCAGGGUUGUUCCGGGUUUUUGUCAGUAGAUGUCCCCAUUGUGCUUUUUGUCCCUGUGUUUUUCCCUUGAUCCCCAUUAUUGUUUGCACCUGUGUCUCGUUCCCCUGAUUGUAUUUAAACCCUUUGUUUCCCUCAGUUCUGUGCUCUGUGUUUGUAUGUUAGCACCCUGCCCUAGUGUUCUGUGUGCUCUUGUCGAUUCCGGGGGCCUGUUGCACAAAACUAGGAUAAGGGAUUAAGCCAGGAUAUCUUGAUCCUGGCUCAAUUGAUCCGUAAUCCGGUUGCACUAAAGAUGGAUAGGGGGCAGGAGGAUAUGUUAUGGUAUAAAUUACCAUGGAGAUUUAUUCUGUGGAGCUAGCCUGCUCCAGACCAGGCUAAAUUCCAGGAUCUAUUUAAUCUCAUCCCUAAUGUCAGUCAGCAGUCACCACAAAUGGAAACCAAUAGUUAUUUCACUGCUCACUAUACAUUGUUAUCACAUAUAACUAGACCCACUGUUAUUAUUUAAACGUUUGUGAUCAUUAAUUUCAAUGAUUUUGGAUAAAAAAUGAUUUUUAGAUGAUGUUGCUAUCAUUAGAUAAUUUACAGUUUCCCAUAGACUAUAAGGCUAUAUAUAAAAUGAUAGAAUAUUAGGGCCACAGAGGGGAAAAAAACACAAGUCAUAAUAUUGUAACCAGUUGUUUUAAAGGAGGACAGUUGUUAAAAUGACAGAUGUGGGGCAUUUCGUGAAAUUGUACUUCAGUAUGGUUUCAUAAACAAAGACAU
Oncorhynchus masou masou (cherry salmon) is the source of this 2073-nucleotide messenger RNA. Its product is annotated as granzyme E-like. Gene Ontology annotation, molecular function: serine-type endopeptidase activity. The coding region runs from base 2 to 268 and encodes 88 amino acids. NCBI's taxonomy places the organism in Eukaryota, Metazoa, Chordata, Actinopteri, Salmoniformes, Salmonidae. Gene Ontology annotation, biological process: proteolysis. The record is from RefSeq and is a predicted model, not a curated record. The transcript is spliced from 3 exons.